This is a messenger RNA of Suillus fuscotomentosus, 1050 nucleotides long. RefSeq lists its product as uncharacterized. The record is from RefSeq and is a predicted model, not a curated record. Bases 1 to 1050 code for a protein of 349 amino acids. Lineage: Eukaryota; Fungi; Basidiomycota; Agaricomycetes; Boletales; Suillaceae. The transcript has 2 exons.
AUGUACCUGGUUGGCAUCAUCCCAGGGCCCAGAGAACCAGCUCUCGAAGAGAUUAAUCACUUCUUUCGGCCGGUAGUCGACUUCUUCCUACCAUCCUGGAAAGAUGGGAUCUGGUUCACCAAGACCAUAAACCACACAGCUGGUAGGCUCUCCCGAUCUGUCAUUGCGGUUGCAGUCAAUGAUUUGCCGGCUGCACGCAAACUGGCAGGCCGUGCAGGUCCAACCACAAAUCAGAUGUGCAGGCUGUGUUGGCUCCUGAAGUCAGAUAUCACAGACUUUGACUGCAAAAAAUGGAGGCGACAUACACUCGAGGAACAUAAAGCGGCGGCAGAAGAGUGGGUAAAUGCAGAAUCAAAGGUGGAGUGCGACAAGAUAUUCAAACAACAUGGGGUGAGAUGGUCAGAGCUUUUGCGGCUGCCAUACUGGGAUCCAAUGAGGUUCAUUGUGAUCGAUGGCAUGCACAACCUAUUCUUGGGAUUAGUUCAACACCACUUCAGAGAUGGACCGAAGGGAUCGGAAGUACUGUCAGACAACAAGAUAAAUGCUAUCCAGGAAAAGUUGGGAAACGUUCAGAGGCCAACAUGGCACUGUGGCCUGCCAAAAAACCUAGGGGACACGGAACACGGCAAGUUCAAGGUGGAACAGUGGAAAUCGUCAAUUGAAUUUGACUUACCAGUAGCUCUGAUGCAAUUGUGGGGUUCCAAACAUACAGCUGAUGGCACCAAUGCUGAUCGCAAAUCUCAACUGCAGAAGUUGGUUCACAGCACAAUGCUGCUGGUGAUUGCAAUCCGUUGGGGAACUUCACAUGUAACAUCAUCACAUCACGCUCAGCAAUACACUAGAUAUAUGAAGGCAUACCUCGAGUCUAUCAAAGGAAUAUUCACGCAUCAUUCUUGGCGCCCAAAUCAUCAUGCCGCUCUUCACAUCCGCGAGUUCCUCUUGAGAUAUGGUCCUAUGCAUGGCUGGUGGAUGUUUCCGUUUGAGAGAAUCAUCAGUGCACUCCAAAAAACGAACACCAACUACAAGAUAGGUGAGCGAGCUAUACACUAA